AUGGCCAAGAAGAGCGGAGUGUUAAAGUCGAAUAAAAGUGCUGGAAAAAAAGCAUGGAGUAAGAAGCCUAGGAAGGCGGGUAUGUUUAAGGCACUCAAGAAACACGAGAAGAGAUCUGCAGUUGUUACGGCCGAGAAGAGUGACCUACACAAGAAUAAGCAGAAGGUGAAGCUCGCGAAGCGACCACCGCCGGUUUCAGAAGAGUUCCGCAACUUUGACGAGCGCAUGGCUGCAAAGAAGCUGCAGCGACCACGAUUUGCUGCUGUAUCAUCGCCAACAUUCGUGAUGGGAGCACCGACGUUCCAGUUUAACGCGAAUGCAAUGCAGCCGUCAUUGAAACCACGUGAAGUAGAAGGUUUUCAUGGCUUCAUAUCUGCACUCAAUGCUCCAACAGAUAUGCCAACAGCAACCCUCAAUCAAGCAACUCGUCAGUCCAAGCCCAUUACGCAGCGUGAAUACUAUGGAAACAAUGUGUUUGCAGUACUGGAAGACGAGGAUGAUGAAGAGCAGGAUAAAAAGACACUGACAACGCCAGCAUUUAUGCAGCCAGCGACAUUCACUUUUGUCAAGCCAACAUUGACACUCCAGUCUUCAUUUUGCCAGAGCAUACAAUCAACAAUAACAACAGCAGCAGUAGACAUUGAUCCUGAUUUAUAG
Messenger RNA from Peronospora belbahrii, 657 nucleotides. The record is from the annotation of a GenBank genome assembly. NCBI's taxonomy places the organism in Eukaryota, Oomycota, Peronosporomycetes, Peronosporales, Peronosporaceae.